Electrophorus electricus (electric eel) is the source of this 5592-nucleotide messenger RNA. Its product is annotated as ATP-binding cassette, sub-family C (CFTR/MRP), member 10. Lineage: Eukaryota; Metazoa; Chordata; Actinopteri; Gymnotiformes; Gymnotidae. Gene Ontology annotation, molecular function: ATP binding; ABC-type transporter activity; ATP hydrolysis activity. The record is from RefSeq and is a predicted model, not a curated record. Gene Ontology annotation, cellular component: membrane. Gene Ontology annotation, biological process: transmembrane transport.
AUUGCGUUUAUUCUAGCUAGCUAGGUAUCCCUUCUGUGCAUGUAAAUUUUUCUUUAAAAAAACCGCAGUUAUUCAAAUUAUCUGGCUAGAGAAAUGGUAGCCAUCUAACCUAACCUAGCUAGCUAACUAUCGGGCUUUUAUUGAAAACUAGCGUUAGCUAGCUAACCUUCCUAGCUAAAUUAACUGGCUACUAAUUUUGAACGCAUAGAUUAAGAUGAAAUAUCAUUUCACUUGAAAAUAUUCAUUUGAUGACAUUUACAUAGCUAGAUUAUAUCACUACCACACCACUGGUGUGACAGACUACACAAAUUCAAAGAAGCUAAUCGUGACACAGACAGUGGCUGAAGAUUUUGUGUUGUACUCCAGAUGUCCAGAUCAUGGGAAGACAUCCAGCUGGUUUCAAGCUGUCUGACCUCGUAUCAGAACUGUGUCACGCUGAUGAGGACUAUCCCUUUCCCGUUUGGCAGAAUGGGACAGUUAGCCAAUGCUUUAACCAAAUGAUCUUGGGAUCCCUUGCACACGCUGUCAUUGCGGUCCUAAGUGCCUGUUAUUUGAGCGUGCCAAGACUCAUUUACACUCAGCCUUCCCUGCCUGUUGGCUGGAUCUUCAGGGCUGUAUCAGCAUUGCUGCUGGUUAUUUUUUUUAGCGGGGAUAUGGUGCUGGUGCUGGUGUUUGGGCUACAACAGCAGGACUUCUACUUGGACAUCCUAGCUGAUGGAUGUGGUAUGGUUGCUUGGCUGGUCCACUUUGGGGCGGUUUUGGCUCUACAACGAUCUGUCUAUAGAAGGACACGCGGUCCCUUAUUAUUUGUGGUUCUAGCUGUUCUUCCUGUCCCUAACCUUGCUUUUACCUUCACUGCUUACAUCCAAGAUGGCAGUUAUCUCAAUGCCUCACACCCUUUGAAGAUUGUGCGUUUGGCCCUGGCUGUGAGCAAGGUAGCCCUAGUCCUUGUGUACCUGCUAGCUUUCACCUUUCCUUGCUACACAUCACGAACAGAGUCUCUACAUUUAAACAUAGAUGAUGGGGCUCUUCUUAUAGUGCCAGACCCUCAGGGAGGGGAAAUAGUAGCAGAGGAUGGCUGCAGCUGUCUGUCCAGGCUUCUCUACCUCUGGCUGAACCGUCAGCUGAAGCUGGGUCCCCGUGGCGAGCUGGAGAGACCCAGUGACGUUUUCCAGCUUCCAUGCAGGCUUCAGACCGGAGCGGUCACUCGGCGCUUCCGUCAAUGUUGGGCACAGUGUCUGGGUGGCAGAGCGCCAAGAACACCUGUGGGGCUGCAGAGGUGUGCUGGAGGGAAUGAGCAGGAGAGUUUAUGCAGCGAAGUCAAACCUGAGGAGCCCUGCGAAGAAAGACAACAGCACCAGGUGAAGCUUUGGUGGGUUUUACACAAAGCUUUUGGCCUGCGCUACUGUCUCCUCGGGGUACUGAAGCUGUUGGCUAGCCUGAUGGCAUUUGUAGCACCACUUCUGCUCAGUGCAUUAGUGGGCUUCAUGGAGACUGAGGGUGCACCACUGAGCACGGGUGUUUGGUGCACCAUGGGGCUGUUCUCAAGCACAUUCAUGGCAGCAUUCUUGCGCAACAUUUUCACGUACGAGGUGUCAAAAGUGGCGCUCGAAGCUCGGGCUGCUGUGGUGUCCACAAUCUAUGGCAAGGCUCUGCGUGUCAGUGGCUCAGCCCUGGCACGUUUUAGUGUUGGGGAGGUGGUCAACUUCAUGAGCACAGACACGGAUCGCCUGGUGAACUUCUUCAGCAGCUUCCAUGAAGUGUGGAGUCUGCCCUUCCAGUUCGCCCUUGCCCUUUACCUGCUCUACCUGCAGGUGGGCGUGGCCUUCCUUGGGGGGUUGGCUGUGGCUCUUCUUCUUGUGCCACUCAAUAAAGUCCUGGCCAACUGCAUCCUAGAGAACAAUAAACAGAUGCUGUCCCACAAGGACAGCAGAGUGAAGCUAAUGACCGAAGUCCUUUUUGGAAUACGAGUUCUAAAGUUCUAUAACUGGGAGCAACACUUUGCACAGAAGAUAAACCAAAGCCGCAAUAAAGAACUGAGUCACCUGAAGAUGCUGAAGUACCUGGACGCAGUGUGUGUGUAUACCUGGGCAGCUCUGCCUGUGGUCAUCUCAAUCAUCACCUUCAUUACCUAUGUGCUGCUUGGAAACACUCUCACUGCAGCUAAGGUGUUCACUACGCUAGCUCUAGUAGGCAUGCUCAUUCUGCCCCUCAAUGCCUUCCCUUGGGUUCUUAAUGGCACAUUGGAAGCUAAAGUAUCUCUGGAUCGCAUUCAGAAUUUUCUCAUGCUGCAUAAUCAGGACUUUACUGCGUACUACAGCCAAGAAUUUCCUGAAGACCCUCUCACUGCUAUCCAGAUGAUCCAGGGUGGUUUCUCGUGGAAGAGUUCUGAUGAAUUACAGUCUGACUCUAAGGUGGAGGACAUAUCUUCAUUAGGAAGUAUGUACCUCCAUGAUCUCAAUUUAAGUAUCAAAAAGGAUUCCCUGGUUGUUGUGGUGGGGAAGGUAGGCUGUGGGAAAAGCUCUCUGUUAGCUGCUAUCACUGGAGAGCUAAACAGAUAUGGAGGUGUAGUGUGUGUUCAGGGCAGAGAGCAGGGCUUUGGCUUAGCUGUCCAGGAACCAUGGAUCCAGCAUGCAACAGUGCGUGACAACAUCCUGUUCGGACUGGACUUUGAUGGCAGGCGCUAUCAAGCUGUACUUGAAGCUUGUGCCCUCGCUGAUGACCUUAAUAUUUUGCCCAGUGGGGACCAAACAGAGGUGGGGGAGAAUGGAGUAACGCUCAGCGGAGGGCAGAAAAGUCGCCUCGCCUUAGCCCGAGCUGUCUAUAUGGACAAGGACAUCUAUCUGCUGGAUGAUCCGUUAGCAGCGGUGGAUGCUGAUGUGGCUCGCCAUCUCAUGGAGAAUUGCAUUCUGGGAAUUCUUAAGAACAAAACCAGAAUCCUCUGCACUCAUCGAAUAGAGUUUGUGGAGAAAGCAGAGAUGGUGGUGUUGAUGGACAAAGGAACCAUUGUGAGAACAGGCCCACCAGCGGAAGUCUUAUCUUUGGUGGAAGCUGUACCCAGAGACAGUAAGAAAGACAACAAAAUGAAAGAGACGGAUGGCACUGCCCAAGAAGAACUGAACGCUGAGCUGCUUUCAGAGUGUGGGCAAGCCACCAUGGGAGAAGAGCAGAAACAAAUGGGUGGGCUUUCCUGGACAGUGUAUGGGUCCUACUGGAGGGCCGUAGGCGAAUGCAUGGCUGUGUCUGUGCUUUGUUCCCUGUUCCUCAUGCAAGGUACUAAGAAUGUGUCAGAUUGGUGGCUGUCUCAUUGGAUCUCGAACCUGAAAGCCAACAAGUCUGAGUGGCUGUCUGUGACAGCAGGUCCUAUCUCUACCCUACUGCUCUUCUCUGCCGACAGACCCAUGUUUCCUCUCUCAGUCAGUGGCUUGAAUGCAGUUGGCAAUAUGAGCUCAGAGCUAAAGUUCUACAUGACUGUGUAUGGUUCUCUGGCUGGGGCCAAUACUGUCUUCACAGCAGCUCGUGCUUUUCUCUUUGCUUAUGGAGCCAUCCAUGCUGCCACUGUCCUUCAUAAAAAACUGCUCAAUAGUGUGCUUAAGGCACCAAUGGCAUUUUUUGACACUACACCCCUGGGGCGAGUCUUGAAUCGCUUCUCUUCGGAUGUCUACAGUAUAGACGACUCCCUGCCGUUCGUCCUCAACAUUCUUCUCGCCAAUGUGUUCAGUCUGCUGGGAAUGCUGGUGUUGAUGAGCUAUGGGCUGCCCUGGGUACUGCUGCCUCUUCUUCCACUAGGGAUGCUGUACUACCAAACGCAGCGUUUUUAUCGCCAUUCUUCCCGGGAGCUGAAGCGGCUGUGCAGCCUUACACUUUCUCCGGUCUACUCGCACUUCUCCGAGACGCUGAGUGGUCUGUCAACUGUGCGUGCCAGUGGGCACGCUGCCAGGUUUGAGGAGGAGAAUGAGAGGCGUUUGGAUCAGAACCAGCGCUGCCUGUUCAUCAGCAACGCUGCCAUGCAGUGGCUGGACAUCCGUCUGCAGAUGAUUGGUGUCUCAGUAGUGACUGUCAUCAGUGUAAUCUCUCUGAUUGAGCACCAGAUCAGAUCCAUCGAUCCAGGUCUGGUCGGUUUGGCUCUGUCGUACGCCCUGUCCGUCACUAACCUGCUGUCGGGCCUGAUCUUCAGCUUUGCCCAGACGGAGAUGCAGCUGGUGAGCGUUGAGCGUACCGAGGAGUACUCCACAAGCAUCCCACAGGAGCCUCAGUAUGGUGGCGUGGCGGUUCCAGCUUCUUGGCCAGAGCAUGGCCGUGUGGAGUUUGAUGGAGCCGUUCUAACAUAUCGGCCUGGCUUGCCCAAUGCCCUGGAUGGGGUGAGCCUGGUGGUGAAUCCGGGUGAGAAGGUGGGCGUGGUGGGACGCACAGGUUCAGGGAAAUCCACUCUGUUCCUGGCCCUGUUCCGUAUGGUGGAACUGAACCAGGGCCGGAUACUCCUGGAUGGGGAGGACAUCAGUCAGAUCGGGCUAUCUCAGCUGAGAUCCAAGCUGGCCAUCAUCCCCCAGGACCCAUUUUUGUUCUCCAGUUCAGUAAGAGAGAACCUUGACCCCAGUUGCCGUCACCCUGACUACCAACUGCUAGAUGCUCUGGAACAGUGCCACCUGGGAGACGUAGUGCAGAGAAUUGGAGGGCUGGACGCAGCAGUAGGAGAAAGAGGGACAUCACUUUCUGUUGGUCAGAGACAGCUACUGUGUCUUUCUCGUGCUUUACUCACUGAAGCCAAUGUUCUCUGUAUAGAUGAAGCCACAGCUAGUGUAGAUCACAGGACUGACAUGCUUUUGCAGAAGACUAUACGAGAACGAUUCAGUGACAAGACUGUCCUCACUAUUGCUCAUAGACUGAACACCAUUAUGGACUCUGACAGGGUUCUGGUGAUGCAUGCUGGGAAGCUAGUGGAGUUUGACAGCCCAUCUGCUCUGUGCGAAAGGAAGGGUUCAGCAUUCCAUAAACUUCUGGGUGGAAGAGGAGAAGGACUGAUCUGAUUUUAUCUGUUUUAAACUGUGAUGGUGAAUCUGUAUACUGACCCUAUAAACCAUGGCCUAUAUUCACAAAAUAACUUAAGUAGGAGUACCGAUUUUAGUUCUGUCCAGCAGUUGUAUAGACUAUUCUCAUUGUGGGGAACAAAGAGAAACUGACUUAAUAGACUCCUACAGAUCCUUUGUGAAUAUGGCCAGAUAUUUGCGUAUGACAUUGACAAGGUCAUAUUUUGCUUUGUCUGUGUCAUUUGAAUGGCGAUAGCAGCCCACUGAUAUUUUUACAUUCAUACGAACUGAGGGAAAAGCUGGUUUUUACCUGUUACACUUUCAUACUUCAAAGUAAAAUGUCAAAGGUUUGUUAGAAAUGGGCUUGUUGUUUUAUAGCCUGUCAUUGCAAAUGUCAAAUUAUUUGUCCAACACUGAUCCUGAAAUGAAAUUUAGGUCUAGAAUUUGGUCACUUAUGGUAAAAAGUAACCAAGUAACACACAAUGAGAAACAUUUUACAGUCAAACAUACAGUAUGUAAUUUACAAAAUUUAUUUUUAUUCAUUUUGUAUUUUAUAUAUUUUUUC